This is a messenger RNA of Bipolaris victoriae FI3, 777 nucleotides long. RefSeq lists its product as hypothetical. The record is from RefSeq and is a predicted model, not a curated record. Lineage: Eukaryota; Fungi; Ascomycota; Dothideomycetes; Pleosporales; Pleosporaceae. The annotation marks the transcript as partial. The transcript has a single exon.
CGAUCGAAUGAAGAGCAAUUUAGUGCUCUAGCCCUUGAGCUGAAAACACCGAGACUGAACAGCAUUCACCGCCACCUAUGGCUCGCAGGUCGCCCCACAGCUGCACGACCAUUGCACCGGCAAAAGCUGCUAGGGCGCACCAUUCUCAUCACCGAGGACCCCAACGAGCAUCUCGUGUGGUUUGAGGACCAGAUCUUCGUUAAGCCAUUACCCGAUUUCCUCCUGGACUGGCAAUCGUGGAACAACUACCUAUGCUUAGAUCGAGAGUUGCAUAAAGCUGCGUGCGGCUUGCUGUUGUCCUAUGCAUGGCUCGUACGGCACAAGAGUGACCUUGAUAUCGCAAAAGAAACGGGGCUGCUGUCGAAAGAGGUAGGAUGGCCUGACUGGGUUGAAUUUAUAGAUGCCUUUCUUAACAACAUCAAUUGCGAGACUUUGAGCGACGUUGAUCAACGAUACAAAUACGGAGAGCUACGGCUAAGCCGACUCAACUCCAUAUACAGGCUUGUUCCGCCUACGUAUUCGCUUCGUAACCUUAUCGGAGGAUAUCAAAACCGAUCGAAGUGGUAUCAAGCUUUCUUUGAUCGCCAUUUCAAGUGGAUGCUAGCUGUGUUUGCUAUACUCUCUGUGGUCUUGUCGGCACUGCAGGUCGGACUUGCGACAACAACACUGCAGGGCAACAAACCGUUUCAGAGUGCUUCAUACGGCUUUACAAUAACAUCGCUGGUUGCUGUGGUAGCAAGUGUGGCUGCCGUCUUCCUGGUUUGGCUUGUUCUAUUU